AUGAGUGACGAUAAUGAACAAAAUAAAAAUGCACUUAUUCAAGAUAUGUAUGAAUAUAAAAACAACAACAAGAAAUUUUCAGAUAUGUUAAGGACAUUCAUAAUGGAAAAUAUUUCUAACAAGAUAAUUGCCGAAAGAUUUUUAAAAGAAUUCGAUGACUCCUAUCUAAAAAUUAUGAACCUUGAUGAAUUGGAACUACUCUGUUCGUUUAUACUUAAAAAGAGAAACAUUCAAAUUAAAUAA
This is a messenger RNA of Plasmodium gonderi, 243 nucleotides long. RefSeq lists its product as hypothetical. The transcript has 2 exons. The record is from RefSeq and is a predicted model, not a curated record. Bases 1 to 243 code for a protein of 80 amino acids. Lineage: Eukaryota; Apicomplexa; Aconoidasida; Haemosporida; Plasmodiidae.